AUGGAAAUGGGAAUAUCGAAUCAAACUGUUGUUUUGUUGGAUCUUGCCAAAGUCGUUGAUAUUCUAUCAUUUUGUUUAUCUUCGAUUAUAUUUAUUGUGCUCAUCUAUUUGAUUAUUAGCUAUUCACCAGCACAUUUUGGAAAUUAUACUUAUCUUUUGAUGGUGUUUUCGAUGAACAGUUGGAUUUUUGCCCUCGCACAUGCGUUUUUACAACCGGUAAAUUUGGGUUAACUUUUUUUUUUUUUUUUCUUAAAAGCCUUCCUUUUUUAUGAGUUGUUUUGAAAAUAAUUUUUAGAAAAUAAAUUCCCGAAAAUUCUCAUUUAGAAAAUCAAGUAAUAUUUGAAAAUUCAGACUUUUCAGGAAAAAGUUAAAAUUGUGCUUGAAAUUUCCCAAUUUUUUAAAAGCUCUUUUUGUCUUCACAAAGCUCCCUUUAUUUCAAACAUCUUUUUUAUAUCAGCUGAUAUAAAAAAUGAUGUUUGAAAAAAGAGCCCAGCUAAAUUUUCCGUAGGCGUAAAAGGCAGCUCUUUGAGAUUAUUAUUCACAAGGGAAAAUUCUAGAAAUUAUAAAUAUUUUUUAGCGAAAAAUAUAGUAAACUUGAAUAAAAUUGAAAAUAAACUCAACAAUGAGAAUUUCGAAAAUGUUCACAAUUUUGGAAAACAAAAAUAAAAAAAAAAGUUUCAGGUAAUCUCCGUCGAAAAAUAUGUACUCUUCGUCUUCUCGCCAACAAAUUACAUGCAAUUUUCAAAAACAACAAUUCGGGCACUUUUAGGUAUGAAUUUUUGGAAGUUUAGUUUAGAAAGGAACCUAGAAAUCGACUUAGACCUAUUCUAAAUUUUCUAAUGAUCGGUAAUCAACAAUCAAAUUGUUACAUUCCGGAUUUUCAGCAAUCUACGGUAUCAGUUAUAGUCAAACAAUUGUCUUCAUUGCCGUUCAAUUUAUCUACAGAUAUUUGGCAAUUUGCCAUCGCAGUUAUCUUUAUCUUUUUGAUCGAAAAUUUCUAGUUUUUUGGUAUUUGCUGAUCGUUGUUUUUGGAUUUAAUUGGGGUUUUUGUAUUUUUUAUAUUGCAAAAGAAACACCUGAAACUGAUGCGAUAAUUGGGCCAGUUCUCGAGAAUUCUUUCGGCUUGAAAAUUGAGAAUGUGAAUUAUGUUGCGGCAAAUUAUUAUAUGAGCAAUGGAGUUGACUUAAAUCUCAAGACGAUUUUUAUGGUGGUCAACUUUGCAAUUAUUAUUGUAAGUUUUUCAUAUUUGAAGAAGUUUGAGCUAAAUUCUUAGUGUUAAAAAUAGUUUAUUCAAAAAAGAGAACAUAUUUUUUUCAUAAUUAAUUUCAGGGUUCAUCGUUAGUUGUUAUCACAAUUUGUUGUAUAAAAAUUUGGAACAAAUUCGGAACAAUCAAAAAUUCGCAAGACAGUCAGGAUCUUUUAGUCACCGCCUUGACUUUCCAGGUUUCCUGCAUUUUCAUAUUAUCAUUUUUUGACACAUUUUUUUUCAGAUGAUAAUUCCAUUAUUCCUUCUCUACGUUCCAAUCCUGGUUGUUUUAGCUUUGCCAGUUUUCAAAAUUCAAAAUGAAGCAAUUGUUUCGUUUACCUCGAUUAUAAUUUCAUUAUACCCACUUUUUGAUGCAACUACAAUGAUUGCAAUAAUUCCGUAUUAUCGAAAUGGCUUUGUCAAAUUAAUGACUCCAUCAAAAGUUUCAAAUCAAAUUGAGAAUUUGGAUUUUUAA
Molecule: messenger RNA, 1721 nt
Organism: Caenorhabditis angaria
Lineage: Eukaryota; Metazoa; Nematoda; Chromadorea; Rhabditida; Rhabditidae
Source: the annotation of a GenBank genome assembly